GCGGGAACUUAGAAGCGGGAAUUAUUCCUUUGUAAUAUUUUUAUAUUUUUCUACAAAGUAGUAUCCUGUGUCAUUGUUUUCUGUGGUUUGAUAAUGUCCAAAUUAAAUCCCUCGCAGAGAAAGCGUAAAUCUCUGAGUCAAUUGACUCUGGAGGCCAGCACAAGCAAAAAAACACGAAACAACAAUGAAGGAGAAUCUUCAACUCCUUUAACAUCUUCAAGAAGGGCUGGAACAAUAAACUACAUGAAAUUCAAAAACUUCAUGUGCCACUCUCAUUUAGAAGUAGAUCUAACUCAGAACAACAUUAGCAUGGUUAUAGGCAAAAACGGCAGCGGAAAAAGUGCCAUUUUAACAGGCCUUAUUGUGGGUUUGGGUGGUAAAGCUAGUCUUACAAGCCGUGGCACCAAUGUUAAAAGUACCAACUCAAAACCUCAAAAGCAAUAUUAAAUUAAUUCAAUUUUUUUUAAAUAGAUUUGUAAAAAGUGGCAAACCAUCUGGCAGCGUCGAAAUUCAAUUGCACAACGAAGGUGCAAUGGCUUUCAGGCCAAACAUUUACGGCAAUUCAAUCACUAUUAUAAGAAAUCUCAGCUCUACAGGUAGUGGAAGUUACAGAAUCAAAUCUGCCAACGGUGAUGUAAUUUCAACUUCAUCCAAACUAGUAACAAAUAUUGUCGAUCAUUUGAAUAUACAAAUCGACAAUCCUGUUUGCCUUUUGACUCAAGAUACUUCCAGGAAUUUUUUAAGCAGCAACGAUCCAAAAAACAAAUUCAAACUGUUCACUAGAGCAACAAAAUUGGAAUUGCUUGAAGAAAACUACAAAAAAAUUAUCACUAAUAGGCGAGAGAGUGCUGCAAUAUUGGAAAAUAAAAAAGCUCAUUUUUCCAAAUUGGAAGAUGAAAUAAGCACCUUGAACAUCAAAGUCAAAAAUCACCAUUCAAUUAAAAAUUUGCAAGAUUUAAUGGAAUCGUUGCAAAGUGAAUUGGUAUGGGCUGAAGUAGGAGUGAGCGAAAGAGAAUUGGCUGAACAGGAAGAACAGCUGCAGAAAAAGAUGACAAUGCUGGAAACGAUGCGAGCCGAUAGUAAUAGGAAGAAACAAGAAAUUGAGCAGAUUAAUGAGAGGAUUCAGGAAUACGACAGGCAAAUUGCAGAGCUGAACAAAGAAAUCGAAGUUCAAAAAAGACAACAACACCAAGCGAAAUCCGAGUACGAAGAACAAAAUAGGGCCUUUGACCAAUCCGAAAGGAAAAAGCAAGGGGUCGCAUUGGAAAUUAAAAAUAAAAUAAGCGAAUUGGAAUAUUUACAAAAGGAAAUCGAUAAUAGUAAUGAAAAUAUGUCUAAAGUUGAACAAGCCAAAAAAGAACGAAUGGCAAUGUUGGCCAAAAAGCAAGAAAAACUAAAAGGUGCAGAUGAUCAUUUAGACACGAUGCGUAAUGAUCUUUUUCAAAUAAAAAACAAUAUUAAUCUGAAACAAAACGAUGAAGCAACUGUAGUGGCUGAAAUCAGACAAAUCGAUCAAGAAAUUGCAAAAGAACAACAAAACUUGAAACUUAUGCAGCAAGACUCGGGCAAUGCUUUGGUGCUUUACGGCAGAAACAUGCAAAGAGUUAAAGAAAUGAUCAAACGAGACAUUAAAAAAUUCAAAGAGGAACCAAGAGGACCACUAGGCUCUUACAUAAGAUUAAAAGACAAAAAAUGGGCUGUCGCCGCAGAAGGUUUCAUUGGCGGUGCCACAUUGGGUGCCUUUACAGUUGACAAUGAGCAAGACAAUAAAAUGUUGCAACAAAUUUUUAAUAAAUGUGGCGAACAAAAGCCAACUAUUAUUACAUCAAAGUUUAUUAAUAAAAAACACGAUGUCAGCAGAAACUUAGUACAAGCCCCAAAAGAUUGCAUCUCCUUGUUUGAUGCCUUAGUAAUCGAAGAUCCAGUUGUUUUUAAUUGUGUUAUUGAUCAAACUGGGGCUGAAAGGAUUUUGUUGAUUCCCAACAGUGACAGGGCAAUUGAAUUAAUGUCUGACAUGAGAAGAGUUCCAAGGAAUUGCAGACAAGGUGUAACAAUAACUGGCGACAAGUUUUACCCGGAUCCAAACUACAAAACUUACGCUUCCACUUAUCAUAGGGCUAGAUUUUUGCAAAUCGAUGUCAACGAACAUAUUCAAAAUGUUCGAGAAACUAUUGAAGCAGCAGUAAAUAGAAAAAAAACAAUUCAAAGUCAACUUCAAGCUUUAAGGGCCGAAUUACAAAAUCUGUUGAGUAACCAAGCUAAGCUUGAAGAAAACAUUAGGAAGUUGACGACUUGCAGGCAGAAAAUUGUUAAGGAGUAUCACGAAUUGAAUAAUCAAGCUGAUGCUGAAGUGCACAAUGUUACUACUUUGGAAAAUGAAAUGAGAGAAAUGAAAGAAGUCCUUAACCAAAAACAAGCUUUACUGGGCCAGAUAGAAGAAGAAACUCGCGAGCUAAAAACCAAAUUUUCCUCUCAAAAAAGUAAAAUGACCCAAAUACAAAAAUCCAUGAAAGCACUGGAAGACCGAUUGUCAACAUUGUACGAACAAGCCAACGAGAAAAAAUCACGCAGACGAGUAUUGGACGUUUCUGACAAUAAGAGAAUGGAAGAAUUGCAAAGGAGAGUCGAAACGGCAAGAGAAGCGAUUGAUGGAAAAAAAGCUUUUGUGGAAGAAAAAAUAGCUGAGGCCUCGAGCCUUGCAGAAAGACCAACAAAAAUCAGGACUUUAGCUGACGUCACUAGAGAAAAGCAAGCAGUAACAGAAAAAAUAUCUCGUCUACAAACAAAAGCUGAAGAUAUUACAAAUAUUUUAGCAAAACGUGACAAAUUAAAUGAAAAACACGAUUCAGUAAAAGGAACUAUGAAACAAUUGGGUGUUACCUUAAAUGAACUCACUCAAUCUCUUGAGAUGCGCAAAAAGUACUACAAAUCAACCGAAUCUCAUUUUAUCCAUUUCGUAAAACAUUGCUUCGAAAGAAUUUUGGGAAUCAGACAAUUCACUGGAACCAUAGAAAUAGACAUGGAACAUAAAAAGCUGGAGUUGAUUGUCAUGCCUCAACAUGGCUCCCAAGGUUUAACUACAACCUCGAAUUUAUCCGGAGGAGAACGGUCUUUUUCUACUGUGGCGUUUUUGUAUUCUUUGUGGCAAUGUAUGGAUUUUCCUUUUUAUAUUUUGGAUGAGUUUGACGUUUAUAUGGACAAAUUAAAUCGUUCUAAAGUUAUUGAGAUUUUGUUGGAACAUGCAAACUCAAAGCCCGAAUUGCAAUUUGUCUUUUUGACGCCUCAAGAUGUUUCGUUCAUUACCCAAAAUGUCACAUUAUUGAGGCUUGAAGAUCCUGAAAGGUUCAAUGUUUAAUUUAGUUAUUAAUUGUUUAAAUCCAAGUUAAUUAUUUCUUAUUUUGUCUUCAUUAUAACUUGGAUUCAAGUUACUUAUUUUUUUAUAACAAUAUAUUCAUUUAAUAGUUUAUUAUCUAAAAUUGAAUACAAAUUUGUUUAAAACAGUAUUAUUAUCAAAUUAAUUAAUGUAAAAUUAUUGAUUUAAAUUUCAGGAAAGGCACUUCCAAUCAUAUUUUUGCCUCUAUAUUUGUAAGUAUACGUUCGAAUAAUAAAUCUAUUUCCGUUCAUUUUUAAGGGACAAAUUUUAUCCGCUCUUAAAAUAAAGCAAGUAGAGUACAAGGCAAUUUCCAAUUCCGGACUGGUGCCUAUAAACAUGGAACCAACUGGUUUGUCAAUGUCGUGAAAGGUAAAGUGGUACUUCAAGAUGGCUCCUUUCUAAAAAAAUAAUUGGGUAUCAAAAAAAAAAAUACAUAUUAUAACAAUUUACUUCUCCUAAAUCAAUUUUCUUCAAAUAUCCCAAAUAAUUAGCCCUUUUUGCCUGUUCUUCCUCUUUAAAGUAGAUCCAAUUGUGUAAACCAGACACUUGGCUGUUUUUAAUUUCUGCAACAAAUACGUGCUCGAAUCCACUUGAACCAAUUCUGCCUUGUCCUCGGGAGUACAUGUUGAACCAAAUUAAACGUAACAAGUCCCUGAAUUCUUUAGGGUCUUUGCCUAUUUUGCCUUUUUGCACCAAAAAACUCCUGGCAAAUUGCAUUACAGGGGUAGCUAAAAUUGUAUCGAGUAAAUUGUUUUCUUCGAUUCUUUCUUGGCCGGUGUAAACUUCGUUUUGACUCGCUUCUAAAAAGUAAUUGUUGUGAAGCAAGACUAGUUUUUCUAUUGACGGUAUGUUGUAGGCUUCUUUUUUGAUUUCUAGCAAUC
Ceutorhynchus assimilis (cabbage seed weevil) is the source of this 4254-nucleotide messenger RNA. NCBI's taxonomy places the organism in Eukaryota, Metazoa, Arthropoda, Insecta, Coleoptera, Curculionidae. The record is from the annotation of a GenBank genome assembly.